This is a messenger RNA of Anolis sagrei ordinatus, 1687 nucleotides long. Lineage: Eukaryota; Metazoa; Chordata; Lepidosauria; Squamata; Anolidae. The record is from RefSeq and is a predicted model, not a curated record.
CCUUCUUUCCCCCCAAUGUAUUAUAUUUCCUUUUUGCUGCAGUUGUUUUUCUUUCUUUUUUGUAUUGUAGGAUCAGGAUACUCACCCCUUGAAGAUGAUGAAGAUGUGUAUGCACGCAAUAGAUAUAAAGAUACACCCUGGUGUUCUCCUAUCAAGGUGAAAAAUGGCUAUGCAAGUUGCAGAAGCCCUCAUGGAGGGUACUACAAAAAUGUCUUGGGGACAAAAUGUGACAUACGUUGUCAGAAAGGUUAUGAACUGCAUGGUCCUCAGCAGCUUAUGUGUCAGUCAGACAAACGCUGGUCUGGGAAAGUUUUGUGCAAACAAAAACGUUGCCCAACCCUUAUGAUGCCACCUAAUGGAGGGUUCAAAUGUUUAGAUGGUGCAUAUUAUAACUCCAGGUGUGAGUACUAUUGUUCACCAGGAUACCAGUUAAAAGGAGACCGCAUAGUACAGUGCAUGGAUAACAAAGUCUGGAGUGGAAGACCAGCUUCUUGUGUUGACACAGAGCCUCCUAGAAUUCAGUGUCCAAGUAUAAAGGAGAAAAUAGCAGAGCCCAAUAAAUUGACAGUCCGUGUAUUUUGGGACACCCCAGAGGGACGGGACACAGCUGAUGGCAUUUUGACAGAUGUUACUUUGAAAGGACAGCCACCAGGAUCAUAUUUUUCAGAAGGUGAUCACAAAAUUCAGUACACUGUGUUUGACAGAGCUGGGAAUAAGGGAACAUGCAAAUUCUUGGUCAAAGUCAAAGUCAGGCGCUGUGGGAAACUGAAUGCUCCAGAAAAUGGCUACAUAAAAUGUUCUGGUGAUGGCAAUAAUUAUGGAGCAACCUGUGAAUUUUCCUGCAUUGGUGGUUACGACAUGCAGGGAAGCCCAGCAAGAGUUUGCCAAUACAAUUUGGGCUGGUCAGGAAUGGAUCCAACUUGUACACCCAUGAGCAUUAAUGUCGGUGUAAGGACAGCAGCAGCCCUCUUGGAUCAGUUUUAUGAGAAACGAAGGCUGCUCAUCAUAUCAACUCCAACUGCAGCCAAUUAUUUUUAUAGACUGCAACUGGGAAUGCUGCAGCCAGCACUGUGUGGGCUUGAUCUCCGACAUGUUACAGUGAUUGAGUUGGUUGGGGUCUAUCCAGCACAGAUUGGAAGAAUAGGAUUAAGACUGAUGCCUCCUGCCCUUGCUUUGCAACUCAGGCUGUUACUUCGUAUUCCCCACUAUAACUUCAAUAUGGUGGUAGUUGACAAACAUGGUGUGGACAAAGAGCGAUAUCCUUUCCCAGCAACCCCUGCUGAGCUCUUUACUCUCAUUGACACUUUCCCUCUGAGAAAAGAUGAGAUAAAAUUACAAGCAGAAUCUGGCCAGUCUUGUCCUUGAUUCUGGAUCCCAGGCGUCCAGAUGCCGGUACUUUUGCUGUCUACCUUUUUCCAGUGCUAUGCAGAAUAUAGAAGUAUGGAAAUAAUUGUUGUACAGGUCUUUUUAAAUAUUUGUAUGAGUUUAGCCUUUUAUGAGUUGUGAAACAUCUUUUUCAUUUAUAUAUGGUGCCGCUUUAAUUUAGGAGUGUUAUUUUCCUCUAUGGAAAGUCUUGUGGACUUAUUGAAUUGCUUUAACUUUUCAGAAUAACUUCAAACAUUAUUUCACGUGUAAAUGUUUUCUUUUUACAGAUCUUUUAUUAAUAAAAAUAUUGUUUUGCUUUUUU